Molecule: messenger RNA, 1833 nt
Organism: Anopheles maculipalpis
Lineage: Eukaryota; Metazoa; Arthropoda; Insecta; Diptera; Culicidae
Gene: tej
Exons: 5
Coding region: 1-1833 (610 amino acids)
Source: RefSeq, a predicted model, not a curated record
AUGUCCGGAACCAUCUACGAUCUAGCCAAACUGAAGCCUUUAAUUCGAAGCAUGGUGAUGUCGCAUCGAAACCAAUCCAUGGCCGUGGAUGAGCUGGAACGGGAUUUCAAAGCGAUCGAAGGUUUCACGAUUCCCUACAAACAGUUAGGAUACACGAACCUUUUCAAUCUGCUACACUCCAUGCCGGAUAUUGUGCAGGUUAAGCUGAGAAAUGGAUACCCGAUAGUUACCUACGUUACUACAGCGGCGGUAGAGCACGUGGAACAUUUGAUACAGCGAAACAAAAGAGGCCGUAACAAGCAUGUACGGUUGGACUAUUCGCCAAAAAUAUACCCUCAACCUCCUCAAUCCACUGUGACGAGAAUUGAACCAGUUAGGACAAGACAUCAUUCCGAAAUGGUUCAAACUUCUCCAACAACGAUGAGCUCCUCAGAAAAGACUCACCAAACGAAACCAGUAAUGAAGGACGCGAAUGAACAAAGCAACGAACGCAGGGCACAGAUCCUUUCUACCGAGAAUCAGCCACCUGUAGUGGAACAAGUGCUUGCUGCCGAGUACCACUCACCAGCAGUGGAACAAGUUCUUGCUACUAACAAUCAGCCUCGUGCAGUAAGACAAGCCCUCGCAGCCAAGACUCAGCCACUUGCAGUUGGACAAGCCCUCGCAAUUAAGAAGCCGCCACCAGCUGUGGAACAAGUCUUCGCUGCCGAGAAUCAGCCAUAUUGUGCGAAGGAAACAUAUGAAGGUUUGAAUGAAACCUGCGAACAUGUCGGUACCAUGAUGGGAUGGAAACCGUCCACAGACGAGUGGGACAUCGUGAACAUGAUGGGUUUGUCACCCAACGUUAUGCAAUUUGGGUCCACCAUUCCGAAGCCGAAGCUCUCCCGCUACUUCGAGGUGAAUGCGGAAGUACCGGUACGCAUCCAGCACAUUUUCAAUCCUAACCGUAUCUGGCUGCGUAGUAUGAAGCAAGAUUUGAUCAUAAACCGGCUCACGAAAGAGCUAAAUCACUCUUACGGUCUAAUAAAAACUGACGAUUGGGACUUGGAACCGAGCCAAGUACAGUAUGGACUGUACUGUGCCGUACAGAUGGACGGUAACUGGUACCGGGCAAGAAUCGUAGGACCGCUGAUAGGGUCUGUGGCGAAGCUAUUCUUCAUCGACACCGGUCUGGUGGAGAACGUCAACUAUCGACAUAUCAAGUUCCUGUUCGAUAUGUUCAGCUCUGUACCGGCGCAGGCCAUACGUGCCUCGCUAGCAUGUCUCAUCCCAAAGGAAAUGGCGUGGACCAGAGCAGAGUCCGAUCAUUUGGCCACACUGAUCGCUUCUUACGGCGAAAAGCCUCUGUCAGCUUUAACGUUUUCCAUUAAUUAUAAGCACGCUGUAGUAGACAUUGUACUGAUCGAUGAUAUGCGAAACAAUCUGUGCGAAACAUUUGCCGCUAAAAUUAAUGCCCGCUGGACCGGAGCAUUCUAUCUGCCGCUCGAAAAAGUGAUUACGAAUCUAAUCUACUUGCAAAUCCCGCAGCGAGAAAUGUAUUUAAAAAAGAGGCCUAGCUUCAACGAAAAGCUUCCCAGCUUUUAUUGCCUUGAGGAGGGUCAUUUCCCAACGCUCGAGGAAUUGCGGCACUUUCAAAUGCGAUCCUUUGACUAUGAAGAGUACUACACCCGAAUGCCACACUUUGAGAAGAACGGUGUGGUAGAGAAAAUUGGACGAGAAACCAAUGAAAUUUUGGUUAAGCUGCACGGUAUUGUGAGUGUUAAGGAAGCGGAGGAAAUGCAAUUGGACAGGACUUCACGGGUUGGAGAACGGGUGGAACAGUUUGUCGUAUAA